AUGUCCUUCUUCGCGCGUGUAACAUCUCGCCCGCCCACCCCGGGUACCACCAACGCAAUCAUCAUGGGCCGGAAGACCUACGACUCGGUCCCCGCAUCACUGCGUCCGCUCGCGAAGCGCAUCAACGUCGUCAUCACCCGCGACACGACCGGGUCCGUGCGUGAGGGCGUAGUGGCCGAAUUAGAGAAAAGGAAGGCUAAAAUCGCUGCUAAGGCUGUUGAGGCUAGGGCGCUGGCUCAGGCGACGAGUGCGGAGAAGGAGGCGUUAGAGCCUAAGGGGGCUGGGGGUGAUUUGUCGGAGCCGGUGACGGAUGCGAUUGUGACGCCGAGUUUGGGGAAGGCGUUGGAGACUUUGGAUUCUGUUUAUGGGGCGAAGGGGACGUUGGGGAAGAUUUUUGUCAUUGGUGGUGCGGAGAUUUAUAAUGCUACGAUUAAUAUGCAGGCGGAGGAGCUAAGGGGAAGGGCUGUUAGGGUUGUUAUGACGAAUGUGGUGAGGAAGCGGGAGGAAGGUGUGCCUGUUUCUUUUGAGUGUGAUACUUUCUUUCCGUUGGAUGGGCUUGAUGAGGGGAAUGGUUGGCGGGCUGCGAGCCCUAAGGAGGUUUCUGAGUGGGUUGGGGAGGAGGUUGAUGGGGAGUGGAAGGUGGAGGGGGAUGUUGAGGUCCAGAUGGUUGGAUUUGAGAAAGUGGUUUAG
Molecule: messenger RNA, 690 nt
Organism: Penicillium bovifimosum
Lineage: Eukaryota; Fungi; Ascomycota; Eurotiomycetes; Eurotiales; Aspergillaceae
Product: dihydrofolate reductase
Exons: 1
Coding region: 1-690 (229 amino acids)
Biological process (GO): tetrahydrofolate biosynthetic process; folic acid metabolic process; dihydrofolate metabolic process
Cellular component (GO): mitochondrion
Molecular function (GO): dihydrofolate reductase activity; NADP binding
Source: RefSeq, a predicted model, not a curated record